AUGGCUACUACACAGACCGCCUUGGAUCUUAUCUCUUCCGCGGACCUUACGCCGACUGAGCAUCUUCUCCUGAAGCAUUUUGUUGAGAGCGCGGUCGACUCGGAGCGCGCUGCGCGGUAUUUGCUUUCGAGAGUCAGUCAGAGCGAUGGUGCUGAGGACGAUACGGAAAGCAGCCUGCGUCAUUUUAAGCGGGACUUGAGAAAGCUGAUAACAAGGCUGACAAAAUUUGAUAAGAUCCCAAAGUACAUCAGCACUCUGGUUCGCAGUAGAGAUGGGCCUCGCUGCUUCAUUACCAAGAAUGAACAUGGCCCUGAAAAAUCGACCGUGGAAACUGCGUAUGUGAUUCCACCGUCUCUGCUUCACAAUCUGGAAUCGGAAGAAGAGGGACGUCUAUACGCCAUCCUUGAAUCAUUCUUGACUCCCUCAUAUAUCGGCCGCCUGCGGGAUGUACUCUGCAGCAAGAAUGACAUAUCCAUUCUUCAAAAUGUUUGGCUACUAUCGCCAAGUGUCCACAGGGCUUUCCGUGCAGGCCAUGUAACCAUGAGAACUCUGGCCCAGGUGCAGGGACAGUGGACAGCUGAGUCUGAGCCAGAAAACCCAUUCCAGCCCAUUAGGUGCUGUCUGCAAAAAUCAUAUCCCGAGGAAUGCUCAGGUUUAUUCCUUGGAGAUGGAUCCGAGCCUCAAGUCCCCAUGCAUUUCUUUACAGUCUUACCGGAUAAGAAUGCACUCCCUCUUCCAAGCAGCUUUCUUUUCGACGUCCAUUAUCGACUUGCCACCGCCUUACAUCUAUUCUCCAUUGAGGAUAAAAUAGCACGCGACUGGCCACGGACUCAGUCCAACUAUCCGAAGGACUUUCUAUCAGCUAUGGCUCUGGAUACCGCUUUGGGCCCGCAUACAAUGCUAUCUGUUACUAAUGAAAGUUGGACGCUAUCUUUACGGGCCUUCACGGUCUCCUGGUGUCCAAGUGGUGCCUUUUGGGUUAGUUAUCAAGCAUUGUGUCCGCUCUCCUCAAAAUGA
This is a messenger RNA of Rasamsonia emersonii CBS 393.64, 1017 nucleotides long. RefSeq lists its product as uncharacterized. The record is from RefSeq and is a predicted model, not a curated record. The coding region runs from base 1 to 1017 and encodes 338 amino acids. Lineage: Eukaryota; Fungi; Ascomycota; Eurotiomycetes; Eurotiales; Trichocomaceae. The transcript has 5 exons.